AGGGGAUGGCGUGAGUGGCAUGAGAAAUAGAGACAAUGUUUUACGGAAGCGGUCUUUUCCUUCUGAGCCUUAUUGCGAUAUCGCACUGCUACCACAACCAGUUCGAUAACAAGCAGUUCCACAUAUGGAUGAUAGAGGGCGCCAACAAGGACAACUCCUUCCAUAUGGAUAACAUUAACUUCGUGUGGUUGAACCCGGACCCGAAUGCCCCUCAAGAAGAUGAUUUUGUCCCCGAACCUAAGGCGAUUCAGGGGAAAGAGUUCAGGGUGAAAUACGAGAUGCAGUGGAAGGACCAGGAAGAACAAGACAAUUUCUUUGAGGAGUUGAUAACCAAGGGCUGGCUGGAUGCAGUCACCACCGUCCCAGAAGCCAAGGAGUUUUGCAACAGAACGUGCGGCAAUGCUGGCAGUGCUAAUAAAGAUAACUGCUGUAUUCACCACAUCAACAUCCACUCCUGCCCACAAGCCGCGUUAGGAAGUGACAUGUGCGGACCCUGGAUACCUGACGGAGGUGUUUUCACUCACACCGCUUCUCUGGCAUCGCCCAUACAGCCCUGGACUACUAAUGUUAUCCUCACUGAGGAAGGACAUAAUUUUAUCAUUGCUCACAUUAGAAUUGGAGCGAUACAGAUGGCUUUGGGGCACAAAAUCCUGGUUUAUCCGAAACCAAAUUGUGGCGAUGGAUUUUGUGCUGUAAACUCGGGUGAGACCUGUGAGAAUUGUAAGCAGGACUGCUGCGCCGGCCUCUCCACGACUAUUAUCAUCGUUAUCAUCGUGAUCAGUUGUCUGCUUAUACUAGCCCUCACCCUUAUACCUGCUGUGUGGUACUACCAGAAGCAGAAGUUCCUAUACGAUGAAACUUGGAUUGUAGACUGGGACAAUAUAAAACCCAGUACAGGUUACAAAGGGUUCGGGUCCGUGAGGAGCAUCCAGAGUACCAUGUUGUCCCAGACCAGUAUGGGCCAGAAUGGGGGCAUCAACCCUCCCCCUGUUAGAGGCCAGAUAUUCUGCGAAACUGGAAUCUUCGAAGGGAAAGUAGUGUCUAUAAAGAAGAUAGCUAAAAUGCAAUUCCAGCUGAACCGCUCCACGCGAAUAGAAAUAAGAAAUGUCAGGGCCCUGGACCACAUGAACCUGUCCAAGUUUAUGGGAAUAGUGACUGAUAUCGAGAACUUCUCUAUAAUAACUGAGUACUGCAACAAAGGAUCCCUCAAUGACGUCCUCUUAAACGACGAGAUCCCUUUAAAUUGGGGAUUCAGGUUAUCAUUUGCUCAAGACGUAUGUCGGGGUAUGGAGUAUUUACACAACCAUAAAAUGUUCCAUGGCCGGUUGAAGAGCAGCAACUGUAUUAUUGAUGACAGAUGGGUCUGCAAAAUAACAGAUUUCGGUUUACCGGACGUGAGAAGACCAGAUGAUGAUCCUGAGCUUGGGGAACAGUUUGGUUCGAUCAGAGAGAAAAGGAUCAACAGCAGGAAGGGUAGCAAGAAGGGACACAAAUCAAGUCUAAAAAUGAACAGGCGGAUAUCUGGAUUGUUGAGCUCGAAUAAGAAGGACGUUGAAGCGGAUAAUGAGAUGUCGCACCGGGACUCGGACAGUCCCUUGCCUAUACUCCUGUCACGUGAAGAUAAAAUGAACAGAGUGUACAGACCUCCUGAAGCAAACACUGACGAAACGCAGAUAUACCAGCCAACUACAGAUGUGUACAGUUUCGCAAUCAUACUCAUAGAGAUCGGAGGCAGAACUGAAAUAUCACCACCGGAAGAAGCGGUGUAUGAUCCAUUGUGGAGACCAGAUUUGCCGGACUUUGAGGAUCAUGAUAAAGAUCCGGACAAUAGCCUCCCACUAGCUAACAAAUACAUUGACUUGAUCAGACAUUGUUGGGAAGAAAAACCAAGUGCUAGACCUACCUUUACAGAGAUUAAAAAGCAACUUCACAACAUCAAUCCUAACAAGGAAAAUCCUGUGGACAUGAUGAUGAAGUUGAUGGAGAAGUACAGUAAACACUUGGAGGCUAUCGUAGCAGAGAGGACUCACGAACUUGUAGAGGAGAAGAAGAAAACAGACAGACUUUUAUACGCCAUGUUGCCCAAGAGAGUAGCGGAGGACCUGAAACAGGGAAACCCUAUAAUAACGGCAAAGUACGACGCGUGUACCAUAUUCUUCAGCGACAUUGUCGGGUUUACAAACCUAAGCAGUUCCUCGACUCCACUGGAAGUUGUGGAGCUGCUUAACCAGAUGUACACAGCUUUCGACAGCAUUAUUGACGAGCAUGACGUGUAUAAAGUAGAGACCAUUGGAGAUGCCUACAUGGUGGUGAGUGGUGUUCCGGAGAUGAACGGGGACCGCCACGCUGAGGAGAUAGCCACCAUGGCUCUGAAAAUAGUGUGUUUCUGCAGAGGGUUCAGAGUUCCCCAUCGUCCUAACCAGAUUGUGAAUAUCAGAGCGGGAAUACACUCCGGACCGGUGGUGACGGGAGUUGUGGGGCUCAAGAUGCCCCGGUACUGCUUGUUCGGAGACACCGUUAACAUGGCCAGCAGAAUGGAGAGCACUGGAGAAGCACUGAGGAUCCAAGUUAGUCCGGAUACAUACGUCAUCCUGAGAGGCAGAGGAGACCUGUUCACUUUCGAAUACCGGGGUCCAAUCGAAAUUAAGGGUAAGGGUACGAAGGAAACCCACUGGUUGCUAGGGAAACGACAGCCGGAUCAUCAGGACCUUCUUAUUCAGAACUGCCUCUCCCCGGCCUCCCAUAAACGUAUCUUCAAGGGAAAUAGACUUGUAGCUCCCCCUCAACCCCUCACGUCUAUGGAGCUCAAUGACCAAGGCUCUGCUCCCCCCGGCCCCCAAGGUACUAGCACCGCUGAAAGCUCCACCAACAUUGUCGCCCCUACUGAACGGUCACAGCAGUAUAGAAGAGGAGCCCCCCACUUACGACUCUCUGGAGGGUAGCCCGCUCCGUCACCAUGGUGACUCUCUGGAGGGCAGCCCGCUCCGUCACCAUGGUGACUCUCUGGAGGGCAGCCCGCUCAUUAGGGGGGCUCCGGAGAGGGACAGCUCCACGUCACGUGACCUCCUCCUCGCUCCUGACGUGUGAGAAACCCCUUCUCGCUGGGGAGCUCUUCUACUGACCAGAUUUUUACGUUUUCUAGACCUCCUGUCAUCCUGAUAUUAUCCUGAUACUAUCUUGUUGUCCGUUACCAUGGUGACUGAAGUUCACCCCAUGAUCAAAUCAGUCUCCGUGAUCCGAAUCAAGUGAUCAUCAUCACUUACUGGUUGUUAUGGUUUCAGCGUGCUGGAAACUUGUAAAGUCCGACUUACUUAUCAAGAGUUGCCUUAGUUACCGAUUACCAGUGAUUAGUUGUCAUGGUUGCCAUGGCUUCUGGUUACUUGUUGCCAUGGUUACCAGUUACUUGAAUGAGACGAGUUAAGAGUUGUUUAGAGUUUGUGUUACUGGUUCCUGGUUCCCAUGGUGAUGUUAGCAGUUGUUUUAGUAAGUCUGUGAUGUGUGUUUUGUAAAUUGAUUCAGAAAUAUAAAAUGAAA
Messenger RNA from Bolinopsis microptera, 3534 nucleotides. Its product is annotated as atrial natriuretic peptide receptor 1-like. Bases 36 to 2942 code for a protein of 968 amino acids. Gene Ontology annotation, cellular component: plasma membrane. Lineage: Eukaryota; Metazoa; Ctenophora; Tentaculata; Lobata; Bolinopsidae. Gene Ontology annotation, biological process: intracellular signal transduction; receptor guanylyl cyclase signaling pathway; protein phosphorylation. Gene Ontology annotation, molecular function: guanylate cyclase activity; peptide receptor activity; protein kinase activity. The record is from RefSeq and is a predicted model, not a curated record. The transcript is spliced from 22 exons.